UAGCAACAGCUUGCGGCCUGAGACUCGAAGAUUCUGGGCAGCCCUGCCUCAUCUCUCGUUCGUGUUCAACCCAUCUGUUAACGUUUUAAGGCACGGAAACAGAAUAUAUGGACAACAUACAAAACAGAGGAGCUAGCUCAGGACACAAAAGUUUCUGCAUCUUGGGUGACGGCAAAAACAGAUGGAUGGCAUCAGGAAAAUUAACAACAGCCUUGGGAGCAACUGCUGAAUACCUGAUAACAUGGUGGACAGCACCACAGGGUGUUUCCAUCUUUUGAGUGUUAAUUCUACGACAUGAAAAAUCAAGGAUGUGCUGAAAUCUUGGUUGGCUUUGGCAAGGGCUGCAGCACUGACACCAUUCUCACUGAUCAAGGCAAAGAUAUCACUGUUCUCAGAAAUCAGCCUUACAGGACAAAUGUUGCAAAAAAGUUAGAGUGUAGGAUCCCUCUUGGUGCCAGACCAAUGCAUAAAAGUACACUGAUACUGGAAGGGCCAGAGGCUGCUAUAGAUUAUACAAGCUCUUAUAACCAAUGUUUCACUAAUCAGAAAAUUCAACCUAUUAUCAAACAUACCGGUUACCCUGAUGAAAUAAAAAAUCUGGGUAUGAAUAUAGAAGGGAAAGGACACUCAACUACUCAAAAAGAAGCAUUCUGUUUAAAAGAAUUUAUGCCUCGCAGCAUUCUAAAUAAAGUGUCGAUGGAAAAUCGGACCAAAGGUGCUCAAGGCCUAGCAAUGAAAGAAUUAACCAACCCAACAGGAUCAAGUCAAAAUUAUUCCACAUCUUAUUCUUCUACACAUGAUAUCAGAUGCAUGAAUCCAUCAUCCUGUGCUAAUAUUUCUGAAUUUCAACCAAAGAGGCAUACUCACAAUAUCAUUACUGGCGAAGAAUUAUCCAAUGUUCAUCUAACAAACUACAAGAGGAAGUCAGAAGAAUGGCUACAACAAUAUUCAAGGAGACGUCAGCUCGGGUGUGGCAAGUGCCAGUAUCAGAGCCCUACUGAAGGCCAGGAGAAAGAGGGAGUAAAAAAGCAGCAGCUUCAGAAGGGUGUUCCACUAAUGGCAGCAGCACGAAUGCAGAAAUGGGCUCUGUUUCUUGGAGGACACAGUUAUGAGAUCGAAUUCAAGAGGAAAUGCUGAUGGAUUGUCCCAAUUACCUUGGAAAAGGACAUACCUGAAAAAUUUACAAAAGGCACUCCGCUUGACAUAUUCUCCCUAAUACAAAUUGAAAAUUCCCUAUUACAGCUGAGAUUAUCAAAAGCAGGGGUUCCCAACCUGGGACCCAUGGGCCCCUUGGUUAAUGGUAGCGGUCCAUGGCAUAAAAAAGAUUGGGAACUCCUGAUGUAAAGGCAUGACAUAAAAGUCCCCGCUUUGUCUCAGGUCUACACAGCAACCCAAAGUGGCUGGAAUGUUCAUUAGAAAUUCCAGUUUCCCCAUUUUUACCAGCACCAGGAUGAACUUGCCCUGAUGGGGGCUGCGUUAUGUGGGGAUUGAGUUAUUAUACCAUCCAAGCUGAGAACUAAAGUGUUAGAAGAAUUACGUGAUACACCUAGGCAUAGUCAAAAUGAAAGUGUUGUCUCAAAGCUUUGUCAGGUGUUCUGGGAUAGAUUAGCAGACCAAGCAGCUUGUCACACCCUGUUCCUGAUGCUAACAUGUCCAGAAGGUACCAAGAGCAG
Mobula hypostoma (lesser devil ray) is the source of this 1673-nucleotide messenger RNA. RefSeq lists its product as uncharacterized. The transcript is spliced from 8 exons. Bases 295 to 1137 code for a protein of 280 amino acids. Lineage: Eukaryota; Metazoa; Chordata; Chondrichthyes; Myliobatiformes; Myliobatidae. The record is from RefSeq and is a predicted model, not a curated record.